AUUUGUUCAUUCAAAGUCCCCAGAAGUCGUUAUCGGUAAAAAUUGUCAAGUGCACACAGAUUAUUGCGGCCAGAAAAGGGCCCAUUGUCGAGAGGCUCAUGUGUCGUUGCCAUACGUCGUCGACGUUUGCGCUUGUGUUGGUGUGGGUUAGUGAUUGGUAACAAAAACAAAGCCUAACGGAACGGAAUCGGGUGAGAAAACGUCCUUCUGCCGUCGUCAUCGCAGUUUGACCACACAACUCAAGUCCCACAGUCCGUUCAGUGACACAUUCGGGCGUCAAGCUCUUGAGUGUUUCGAGUGUUUUUUCGUUUGGCGAUUGAAGGACCGAAGCAAAGACGGCCCUGCAAGAGUGAGUAGAGCAAGGAACGGCGGUGAGCGAAAUGUCCGAAGGAAUGCCAGGCACGGCGAAACCUGCUGGCGUGUCAACGUCCAUCGCAGGAAGCGCCAGCGGUGGCGCUGCAGGUCUCGUCGGUGGGGUAACGGUCGUCGCUGCCACGGCUGCGAUUGCGAAUAGCGCAGCAGCAAACAGCAGUGCCAAUCCGAAUGGUCCCAACACGAUGGCAGCAUCCCAGGCGGAACCGGAUAUGAAGGGUUGGCUGCUAAAGUGGACAAACUAUCUGAAGGGCUACCAGAAGCGUUGGUUCGUGCUUUCGAAAGGUGUACUGUCCUAUUACAGGGCUGAACACGGAGCUGGAGCGUAUGCCGGGGGCAAAUUAUCUAUAAGACGCCGCAGGAAAGGCCCCCGACCCGAGAGCAAAGGAACUAUGAUGCAAUGCUUAAGGGCCCCACGUUCUCCAACUAGAUUGGUACCCUCGGUGCCCGACUCGAAUAGCAAUAGCAAUGGGCUGCUGAAGAAGCAUAGCAAAAAGAUGAAAAAAAACCAGGCCGAGAUGGCACACACGUGCCGCGGUACCAUCUCCCUGCAUGGUGCCCUCAUCCACACGGUCGACUCCUGCACUUUCGUUAUCUCAAACGGCGGCACGCAGACGUUUCACAUCAAGGCCGCCAACGAGGUCGAGCGCCAGUCCUGGGUAACGGCCCUCGAGCUGGCCAAAGCAAAAGCAAUCCGCGCGAUGGAAAGCGACGAAGAAGAGGAGGAUAACACGGCCAACACGAUACCGAGCGAGGAGCUGAACCUGGUCGUCCGCGAACUGACGAUUAAGCUGGAAAAUUUGAAAACUUGCUACGAUCUUAUCACCAAGCAUGGUGCCGCGUUGCAGCGUGCCCUGUCGGAGCUGGAAUCGGGCGACGAUUUGGCGAACAAGACCAAAAUCGUUAGCGAACGAGCGACACUGUUCCGAAUAUCCUCGAAUGCCAUGAUCAAUGCUUGCUCGGAUUACCUACAAACGUCACAGACCCAGGGACACAAGUGGUCCAAGAUGCUGCAGCACGAACGAGAUCAGAAGCUGCACCUGGAAGAAAUGGUGGAACAACUUGCACGACAACAUUCGCACCUCGAGCAAGCCGCUAACCGCCACAGGCCCAAUGUGGCAGCUUCCGCAUCGGAUGACGAAGAUAACGAAUUUUACGAUGCACAAGAGGAGGGUGGUUCCGUUGCAUCCCAGGAGGAAAGUUCAUUCAUACUAAACAUACCGGUAUCGAUGCAUCACAACCACCGAAGGAAUUCGAUUGAUGCCACCGGAAGCUCGUCCGAAGGAGAAGAGGGCAAUAGUGAAACGCAGCAAGUAUUAGUGGUCGCGGAGAAUUUAGACAAUAUGGACGUCACCGAUAGAAUAUCUGUUCACAGUAGUCAAGCACUUACCCCGACAAUAGCCAAUCAAUCCAAAGUGGUCCGCAAGCGGAGAACGCGUGUCGCGGAUAAGCCCAACUAUCCGCUAAACUUGUGGUCCAUCAUCAAGAACUGCAUCGGCAAGGAUCUGUCCAAGAUCCCGAUGCCGGUCAACUUUAACGAACCUCUAUCGAUGCUGCAAAGAUUGACAGAAGAUUUUGAGUACUCGGAAAUCCUGGAUAAGGCGGCCCAGACUAAAGAUACCUGCGAGCAGCUGGCGUACGUGACAGCAUUUACCGUUUCGAGCUACUCGACGACGAGCAACCGGACCGGCAAACCGUUUAACCCACUGCUCGGGGAAACGUACGAAUGUGAUCGAACCGAUGAUCUCGGUUGGAGGUGUAUCAAUGAGCAGGUUUCCCACCAUCCACCGAUGGCCGCUCAGUACUGUGAGGGCCGAGGCUGGCGCUGCUGGCAGGAGUUUACGAUGACGUCCAAGUUUCGCGGCAAGUACAUCCAGAUCGUGCCACUUGGGUACGCGCACGUUGAGUUUCCGGCUACCGGCAACCGGUACACUUGGCGCAAAGUGACGACGACCGUGCACAACAUCAUCGUCGGUAAGCUGUGGGUCGACAAUCAUGGAGAGAUGGAAAUUUUCGGCGAGCGCAACGCGAAGGGUGUCAAGUGUCACAUGAAGUAUUUGCCGUACUCGUACUUUACGCGGGAUACGCAGCGCCGGGUGAAGGGCGUCGUGAUGGACAACGCGAACCAGGUGAAGUGGGUCAUCAAUGGCACGUGGGAUAGCAAAAUUGAAAUAGCGCCGGUCACGUCGACCAGCGGUUCGACCGAAAACCCGGUGUACAAGACAGGCAACUACAAAACGGCCUGGACGCGCAACCUCCCACCGCCCGAUAGUGAUAAAUAUUACAACUUCACGUUGCUCGCCUGCCAGCUGAACGAACCGGAACCGAACUUGGCGCCGACGGAUUCACGCCUGCGGCCCGACCAGCGCCUGAUGGAGGAAGGUAGAUGGAACGAGAGUAAUCAAGAGAAGCUACGGUUAGAGGAAGGUCAACGGGCUCGGCGCCGGCAACGUGAAGCAGAAGCAGAAAAAGCCGCUGCUGAAGGACGCCCCUAUCCACCUUACGAACCGAUAUGGUUCAGCAAGGAAAAGGAAGAGGGCACCGAUAAUCUUGUGCACGUCUACAAGGGCAGUUACUGGGACGCGAAGGCAAAGCAGGACUGGACGAAGAGUCCUACGAUUUUCUAAGAAAACAGAAUCAAAAUAAGAAAACAAUGCAGUUAGGGCGUAUACGCGACGGGACGGAUCAAAUGCGUUUUGCCCACUGACAACUACUAGCGAACAAAACUGUUAACCACCCCUACGUCCGGAAUGAUGCCGCAAGAGUUCCAUUGGUUCCUGCCUAUAGUUAGUGGAUGAAAACCCGAGAUAUGAAAGGUACGGGUGCGGGUAUUGAUUCUGAUGAUGGUGGUGGUGGUGGUAGGAAGUCAUUUUCGGGUAGCAUUCAAACUCAGAUUUGGUUUUAUCGUCUACGAAUCCUGUCAUACUCCAAACGAUUGAGGCACACCGCUAAGCUAGAGAGUUACAUGCCUUGUUUUUAGGUAAAUUCCGAUCAACAAAAACGAAUCAUUAGAAGGCGAAUGUUGCAAAUAAAAUAGUUCACCGAUCAGAUUAUGCCAUCGCUCUUUUGCCGUACCACCCAACAUUUUCAGUCACGAAAAGAGAUGAACAGUACAAGCGCUCAAAUGAUGUGUAGCUUGUAAGGAUUCCUCACCGAAACUAGCAUGGUCAAAUGAGGUUCAAUUUUGGCGCACCACCAGCUCCAUUUUACCAUUUCUUUUGCUAUUGUCCCAUGUGAUAUCUAACGUAAGAAAUCCAUGAUUGGCAAAUCUUUGUAAAGUUUCGUUAUCUAUUCGACGAAUGCACACUUUUGUAAGUUCUGCAGCAUGUUGAUUAUUCUCCGCUUUCCUUUCUCUCUACUUCUAACACUCCUUUUAAGCUGUUAUUGUUGUUACGACUGUUGAUAUAUUUAUGGAAACAUAUUUCUUCCAUGUAGCAUCCAUAUUUAUUUCAAUUUACGUAGAAUGGUAGCAUCUUCAAUUCGAGACAAUUACAGAACCAGUUGGCCAGCUAAAUCAUCACACCAAAUCGUUCGCCCCGAACGGGUUGCAGUGAAUGCGACUGAACUUCCUAUGAUUACAACGAAGAAUUAAACAAAAAUAUGACAGCACACGGUGAUAUCGCACGACACUGGAACGAUGCAGGAAGUUAAUAGAUGUUAAAAAUAUGGUAACCGCAACGAGAACAUGCUUAUCAAAGAAACACACACUUGGACGUGAAAACGAAGAUCGGCUUCGCGGUUUUCACCGAAAGUAGCUAACAAACAAGACUUGACACGUGAGCCGCGCUGUUAUCACGAGUCGCUUGGUGAAAGAUGAUGUUCAUCUUUGAUACACUUUCUGAUGUUUCUGUUUAACGUUUUUUGAAUAGCGCUCGUUUUUAGCGGUGUCGAAUGUUUUUCUUUGUACCUCUACUGACUGGUACUCGAAGAUUAGUCUCCGCCGCGUACGACGAUGGGAGUUGAUGCGAGUGUUUACCGACAUGAAUUUGUGAAGAUCCAGCUGUACGUAGGUUUUCUAAGGCCCGUCAAAUUUACAAGCCUGAGUGUUGGCGUAAAGUGAACUGUUUUACGAUCGCGAAGGGAUUGAAAUGUGUAUAGACGUUCGGGUCAUUGUACGUCUCGUAGUACGGAAAGCAAACUGUGACUGAAAGCGUGUGGCGGUGAACCUGCAACCUAGCAUGGUGCAAGAGAAUUUACUCUUGAAUAAAAGCCAAUAUUACGAUAGGUUCUUCCUCAGUGCACACAGGGUAAAAGGGGGUUGUAUUCCGACAGCAACAACAUGAUAGUAGCCGUUCAUUGGUCGAGAGGACAAUGUGGAGAAAAGGGGGGCGAGUCUAUAAAAUAGUUGUUACGCUUAUGAAGCUAUUCAAUGAAGUAAUAAAAUAAUUAACAAAUCGUCCA
Anopheles bellator is the source of this 4773-nucleotide messenger RNA. It is a transcript of the gene Osbp, whose product is annotated as oxysterol-binding protein 2. The transcript is spliced from 11 exons. Gene Ontology annotation, molecular function: sterol binding. Lineage: Eukaryota; Metazoa; Arthropoda; Insecta; Diptera; Culicidae. The record is from RefSeq and is a predicted model, not a curated record. Gene Ontology annotation, cellular component: membrane; intracellular membrane-bounded organelle; cytosol. Bases 381 to 2999 code for a protein of 872 amino acids.